Messenger RNA from Histoplasma capsulatum G186AR, 606 nucleotides. RefSeq lists its product as uncharacterized. The transcript is spliced from 3 exons. Lineage: Eukaryota; Fungi; Ascomycota; Eurotiomycetes; Onygenales; Ajellomycetaceae. The coding region runs from base 1 to 606 and encodes 201 amino acids. The record is from RefSeq and is a predicted model, not a curated record.
AUGAGCCCAAUAAACAGCCUUUGGUUCAAGUGGAAAAGUCUGAAACUUCCCUGGCGCAAAACCUUUCUCGCAGGAAAGGACUUAGCUGGAAACACUUUCUGGGAAUUUAAGGACACUCUCAAUUCCAGGCGGCUCCGGCGCAUUGUCAAAUACAACCCCAAGACACACCUUGCCGACGUGCAGGUUUCUCAUCCAGAAAUCCAUAUAUCUCCGACGGAUCUACCGCUAACAAUCAUGGCAUCCGUAGCGCAAUGGCACCAGUGGCUUCGAUACGCUCGCCAGGAUGCCCCAACCAUACAGGAACAACAAAACGAACUUCUCCGGCAGGAGCGUAUUAAACAUCUUGCCAAACUUGCAGAUGAGCGAUGGGCUAGCAAGCCAUCAUUUCUCGACAGGCCACAGGGGCAGCACCCGGAUCCCGCAAUACAAUGCUCUCAUGAGCUACAUCCUCCACCCGCCACACAGCCUGACAAAUCGUUAGGUGAUGAAGAGCCGGAGCUCAAAGACCAAGGCAAAAAGACUAAAUCUCCCUGGGCCCGAAACACUGGCGGGCCAAGCGAGGGAUGGCAACCUGAAUCGUGGAAACCAGCUCCGAAGGGCAGAUAA